This is a messenger RNA of Staurois parvus, 444 nucleotides long. Lineage: Eukaryota; Metazoa; Chordata; Amphibia; Anura; Ranidae. The record is from the annotation of a GenBank genome assembly.
CGCAUGUGCAGUGGGCACCCUGCUGUCAGCUGGGUCUGCAGUCUCUUGGUCAUCCCCCGUACUGUCUGCAGUCUCUUGGUCAUCCCCCUACUGUGUCCGCAGUCUCUGGUCAUCUCCAGCACUGUGUCCGCAGUCUCUGGUCAUCUCCAGCACUGUGUCCGCAGUCUCUGGUCAUCUCCAGCACUGUGUCCGCAGUCUCUGGUCAUCUCCAGCACUGUGUCCGCAGUCUCUGGUCAUCUCCAGCACUGUGUCCGCAGUCUCUGGUCAUCUCCAGCACUGUGUCCGCAGUCUCUGGUCAUCUCCAGCACUGUGUCCGCAGUCUCUGGUCAUCUCCAGCACUGUGUCGCAGUCUCUGGUCAUCUCCAGCACUGUGUCCGCAGUCUCUGGUCAUCUCCAGCACUGUGUCCGCAGUCUCUGGUCAUCUCCAGCACUGUGUCCGCAGUC